This is a messenger RNA of Sphenostylis stenocarpa, 993 nucleotides long. The record is from the annotation of a GenBank genome assembly. NCBI's taxonomy places the organism in Eukaryota, Viridiplantae, Streptophyta, Magnoliopsida, Fabales, Fabaceae.
AUGGGUAUGGCCACACGUGUCCCCUUUCUCUGCUCUUCCACUUCCCCCAACCACUGCCAUAAAUAUUGCGGGGUUGCACCGUCACUUUCUCUACCCGUUUCCUCUUCCUCAUUAAGGCUUCGCUCUCUCUCUCUUUCUUCUUCUUCGUUCGCUUUGUUUUCUCUUGCCAAGAGGAGGAACCAGGAGGGUGUGAAGAGGGUGGCAAGAGGGUUCGGUGUUGUGGCCAUGGCGGAGACUGCGAAGAGUACUGUGCUUGUUACUGGAGCUGGUGGUCGCACAGGACAAAUAGUUUACAAAAAAUUGAAAGAGAGGCCAAACCAGUAUGUGGCUAGAGGUCUGGUUAGAACAGAAGAAAGCAAACAGACCAUUGGUGCUGCAGAUGACGUUUUUGUUGGGGAUAUAAGGGAUGCUGGAAGUAUUGUUCCUGCAAUUCAAGGUAUACAUGCUCUCAUAAUCCUCACAAGUGCAGUGCCACAGAUAAAACCUGGUUUUGAUCCAACCAAAGGACAAAGACCAGAAUUCUAUUUUGAGGAUGAUGCAUAUCCUGAACAGAUUGAUUGGAUUGGGCAGAAAAAUCAAAUUGACGCUGCUAAGGCUGCUGGGGUGAAACAUAUUGUGUUGGUAGGGUCUAUGGGUGGAACGGACCUUAACAAUCCUUUGAAUAGCUUGGGAAAUGGAAAUAUAUUGGUCUGGAAAAGGAAGGCUGAGCAAUAUCUGGCUGAUUCUGGAGUUCCAUAUACAAUUAUAAGGGCUGGUGGCUUGCAAGACAAAGAGGGAGGGCUACGGGAACUACUUGUAGGGAGGGAUGACGAACUUCUCAAGACUGAAACCAGAACCAUAAGUAGAGCUGAUGUUGCUGAAGUCUGCAUUCAGGCACUAAAUUAUGAGGAGGCCAAAUUUAAGGCAUUUGACUUGGCAUCAAAACCUGAGGGAGCAGGUUCACCAACAAAGGACUUUAAGGCUUUAUUUUCCCAGAUCACUACUCGUUUUUAA